This is a messenger RNA of Penicillium taxi, 981 nucleotides long. RefSeq lists its product as uncharacterized. Bases 1 to 981 code for a protein of 326 amino acids. The transcript is spliced from 4 exons. Lineage: Eukaryota; Fungi; Ascomycota; Eurotiomycetes; Eurotiales; Aspergillaceae. The record is from RefSeq and is a predicted model, not a curated record.
AUGAAGAAGGUUAAGCGCAUCGCGAAACGCAUCGAAAACUUCGCGAGCCAGGCUAGAGAACACUUGAUAAACAACGACCUGGAUAGAGUGCAUGCCACAAUUCUCAAACUAUCCAAUGCUGCUGCAGAGCUCAAAGAGAAGCCGAAGAAUUUGGCUGUUGGGGAGCUUACAAUGGAAGAUUUGCGGACCAAAUUCAGUCUAUCAUUGAAGAUAGGAAAUGAACUUUCCCGUAUUGUCAACAUCAAGAUGCCAGACCAGAUCUAUUCUGUCCUCGCAGAAUAUAAAUAUGUAGCAGAUGACUCUCCAGCGACAGAGGUGUUGUGUGGAAGCAAGAUUGACCAUGUCAUUCUGAUGACCCUUGCGCAGUUCAAGCAUGCGGCGGAUGCCUUGAAGGUUUCAGCAAGCAAGAUCCCACGGCCCCGGUCAGGCUCGAUUCGCCGUGCGCCAUCUGAUGCAUCAUAUAUGUCUGCAAAGUCACUGCAUUUGCAGUACGAGUGCCACAUGCAGAUAAAUCACCCAGUAACAGAGCGCUUGGAAGCCUGCACUAUUUCCGGUAUCGUGGACUACGCGGUGUGGUACUCACGAGAGGGUGAGAUCGGAAACCCGAAGGAUCCGACCACAAAUCUGGUCAUGGUUGAGGCCAAGUAUCAUGAAACUUUUAGUUCAGGCCAGUCCCAGUGCCUUGGAUACAUGGUAAUGGCACUACAUGAACGGAUAGCUCAAGGCCUCAGUACACAAAUUUGGAGCAUUGUGACCGACGGGAGAUCAUGGGACUUCCUCAUUUUAAGAGAAGAUAUGACGUGGAUGAGCAGAAUCUUUAACUGGGGUCUUGACAUUGACAACCGGCAGAUCGUCAGCCACAUUACACACAUCUUUGCCCGGGCAUCGGGAAGAUACAAUGCCACUGGCAUGAACCUCGGUCCAACAAUGCUACCUACGAAUGAAGAGGAUCAGGAUAGCCAGAUGACAAAUGCUUUUUGA